Messenger RNA from Pollicipes pollicipes, 3533 nucleotides. RefSeq names its product neural/ectodermal development factor IMP-L2. Gene Ontology annotation, biological process: synapse organization; homophilic cell-cell adhesion. The transcript has 9 exons. The coding region runs from base 40 to 1041 and encodes 333 amino acids. Gene Ontology annotation, molecular function: axon guidance receptor activity. Gene Ontology annotation, cellular component: neuronal cell body; axon; plasma membrane. The record is from RefSeq and is a predicted model, not a curated record. Lineage: Eukaryota; Metazoa; Arthropoda; Thecostraca; Pollicipedomorpha; Pollicipedidae.
UCGCUGCCGGCGGUCGGAACCAAACAGCUUAGCGAGCCAAUGAACCGACACACCAGGUCUACGAAGUCCAGACAGUUUCUGCUGAGCGGCGAAGCGCCGCCGGCGACGCGCGGCGUCCGACUGUACAGCAGCCUGCAGCUCGAAUGCGAGUUCCUCGGCUCUCCCCCGCCGACCAUCGACUGGCUCCGAGGCGGCAGCCUGCACCACAAGGCCGGCCUGAUCGGCGAUCUGGAAGAGGAAACCAACAGCCUGGAAACGCUUUCGCAUGGGGGAAUCGCAGCCACCCGCUCCCGCCUGUACCUGGACUGCGUCACGCCUCGGGACCAGGGCCAGUACACAUGCAGAGGAAGCACGGGCCGCGAGCUGGCGACCUCUUCUACACAGCUGAAAAUCACAGGGCCGGCCAGCGCCGACGACCUGCUCGCCUGUGAGCAAGCCAAGGAGGCAUCGUUCCGCCCGGCACGGAUCGUCCAGUGGCGCGUCCGACUUCUGGCCAAGAUGGGCAGCAGGAUACGUCUGCCGUGUGACGCCACCGGCUUUCCGGCCCCCGUCAUCACCUGGACCAGGAGCUUCCAUCCCGUCAUGGACGAAGACGAACGCGUCACGGUGACGGAGAAAGGCCAUUUGAUCAUCGACAGUCUGCAAUGGAGUGAUAUGGGCGUGUACCAGUGCACAGGCCACGAACGACUUCUCCUCGAGCACGGUCACCAGCUUCGUGUACCCGUUCAAGUCCAAAAAGUAAUCGUCUACCGGGGAUGCUGGUCAAGCGGCACAGCUCUGUCUACAGCUGCUGUUGCCGAAUGUCGAGCUACAUCGUGUCCAGCACCAGUGUCAGACCGCGGACAUGACAGCGAUGGCAUAACUGCCGAGGGCGGCACCAACAUUGCAGUACACUGGUCGCUGUGCAUGCUGGCGAGCUGCGCUCUUCUCCCUGUGAAGACAUUGCGAAGCAAAUGUGGUAAUACAUACGUUGAGGAAUUUUCGGAUGUGUUGGGCCUUAACCAUGUCCUUUGCCCUUACCACUUCCCUUGCGAGCCUUGAAGAAGAUUAUUUGGCGCACAGCAUCCGGUAAUGCCCGUCCACGUAACAGCCUUUACUUUUCAUUCCACAUUACGUAUCUCAAAGGCACAUUAUCUAUCUGAAAAUUGGUAUUAUACGCAGAGUAAAACGGGUAGAACACUGCUUAUCACGACACUUAGAGCGACAGAAAGUUGGCAAUCCACGCUGGUGCAUAAUUUCUAACUCUUGUUACCACAUGGUGCUGAUGUGGUUAAGUCAUCGAAAGAGCACCUAAUACGAGAAACUAGUUACUUUUUAAGAAACAAAAUUAUAACGCUAGGACGUAUCUCGUUACAGAAUGAGGCCGCAUGGCAAACGCGUCUUAAAUGAACUAUAAACAGAUGCCAAAUCUUAAGGGAAGCCACGUUUUAUAGAAGUAAAUAUUUGCAAUCACUUAUCCGAGAUUAAUGAAAUCGCUAGCGGCAAGAGCCACAAUCCUUUGAAGGUUGUGCUACAUGCAUUGCCAAACAGUGAUACACAAAACGUUUGAUUACACGGCUUUUAUGUAGUAUUGCAAGAACACCACAAUUUCAACUUCCUGUUUCAUCUGAUAUAGAAAACUCUCCAUCUUUUACGCUACAAGAAGGUUAUAUACCAGGGUAGACACGGGUUACGAUCCCAACGGCCCGGCGUCGGGGAGGUGUGGGGCGGGCAUACUCUGGCGGACCAUAUUGGCAAACGCGUGGGUCGAUGUCGCGCGGACGGGCGCAGCACUCGUGAAGGUCAUAAAAUAAUUAUAAUAAAAAUGUUUACAAAGGUAUCUCAGAUCUUCGCAACAGGCCCACACGGAGACGUGACAGCGACUGCACGGCACGGAGCACGCGAAUAUACGGAAUACAACCCACUUGCAGAUCUCAAAACAAUCUGACCCGUGCAUGCGGCAGCAGUCGACUCGAAAGUUGCAAGGUCGCCUUCUCCAAAAUCGUCUCGGAUGCAAGACGCGGCAGUCGUAAGUACCAGGGCUUAAGCCAUGAGACCAUUAUGUGGAUAAUAGCCCUGCGUACCUUGGUUAAUAUUCUCCAAAUAUAUCCGUAAAUAAGCGCUUAAUGCUACGUCACUAAAACUUCGCACAUUCAGUUUUCAUGAAGAGUCGAUCUUCCAACGCAUUAAGGGAAUCAUUCAAGUUUCUAUGCUUGCGUAGAGGACACUUUUCGGCCAAUGCCACUGGCAUCAGUCGCUUAAGGUGUCUGGCCAUGUUCGUUUAGAAUACGGUAUCAUGCCGAUCAAAACUGACAGCUUUUACAUCCGUUUUCGCCUCGCUCAUGCCCCGCCACACAAGGCGUAUGACUUCACGCUUUCUUUUACUUUUUCGCGCGUUCUUUACGUGCCUGACAGCAGCUGGCCGCGCUAAAAUGUCUAGUUGAAAGUAUUGCUCGACUGAAAGGCGGCCACUUACGAUCAAUGUAAAAUUCAUUGUUUGAGUUAAAUGCAAAGGAAAUCGCUGAAUGCCACCCCGAAUAGUUUUGCGCUUCUUUUCCGCGGUAUUUUUCUCUUUACGCUGCCGCAGUUCUGUGGAGUCUCAACCUUAGCUUGGGUCACAUGGGAGGAGAGCACGCCGCGACCGUAGCGUUUACAUCCCAACCGGGGAAACUGGCAGCCAGAUGAAUCAGCCUUUCUCACCUCUGGAAACAUCAACACGAACCCCGUUGUGUUUUAUAACACGACGCCGCGCUUUCCCCUCCUUCGUCUUCUCAGAAAAUCCACUGUCAGGGCGGUGAUAACGGCGGGCAAGGCGUCAUCCGAGACGGAGGACAAUAACGUUACGGCCAUGAGUCAAGGACAACACGCAGGGGGAGAAAUAUGGCGGUGUUUGGGCGUUAUUUAGGCUAAAAGCAGCUUCCUGUGUUCACAAAUUUUUUCGCGUGUUUUAGAAGACAAAGGAUUCUAAAACAUUUGCGACGUCCAACCCCUUGAAGUGCGCCGCAAGGCAGAGCAUAUAUACGUAUUCUGACAUACGCCAAGGGCCCAUCUUAUAGGUCAAAUUACAUAACGCAUUUACCCUGAGGAAUAAAUCCCCCAUAUAAAUCGGGAAAUGACGCGUCGAACUAACGAAAGUAAGAUUGUCUCGAACAUGGUUUCCUCCAUGCCCACCGCAUCGCCAGCAUAUCUGUUUGGAUGCGACGGCAAGGCCGACAGGUAGCAAGUCACAUUGUUCGACGGGAGCCUUGAACACGGGCACACCGCAGUGAGCAGGUCAACACUGAACGCCCCAGCUCACAGCCUCCCACCAUGGAGCAGAUGUGCCCCUCUCAUCAGCCUGGCCGCAAUCAGCCCGCUCCGACUCCGGGUGCGAGUGGCUUCACAAUCAGCUGGUGAUUGGUGUUUGUCGCAGCGGACGUAGCCCGCCAAAUCGACAGGCCGGGGGUUUUCAUAGCCAUGGCCGCCACAGCCCCGGCAUGAGGAGGUAUGUGCUGAAUAGGGCGGCGGCGGGAACAGCACUAGGUGAUCCACGCACGCUCACAUUAUGAAUGAGG